Messenger RNA from Funneliformis geosporum, 678 nucleotides. NCBI's taxonomy places the organism in Eukaryota, Fungi, Glomeromycota, Glomeromycetes, Glomerales, Glomeraceae. The record is from the annotation of a GenBank genome assembly.
AUGUUAAAUGUACGCGGUCGACCUGCCCUUUUCAAGGGUGAUAGGUUGAUUGUACUACAAUUUGUAGCUCCAAAAUCUUUGGAAGUUUCUGAGCCUUCCGAGGUUAAAAAAUCUUAUGGAGCUAUUCAACAAGAGUUGAUCAAUAUGGCCAAUAAAGACAAAGCUAAUGAUUUUAAGAAGCCAAGUAAUUAUGAAUGUGUUGAUUUUGUUAGUCGAGUUGAUAAUCAACGCUCAAUUCCAAAUGUUCUCGCCAAAAAGCAAGCAUAUCAUCAUGGUGAUGUGAAUCUUCGAGAUGCAAUCAUCGCAAUGGCUCACGAUUUUGUUGGUUCAAAUAAUAUGGCAAGAAUUGUCUGCUUGUUAAUGGAUAUGAGGAAAGUUGGAGUUCCAAAUUACAAUCCUCGUGAUAUCGUUAACAAUUUAAAACGAUUAAUUAACAAUGAAGAUUCAAUUCCAAUGCAUCCCUGGUAUCCACGUAAGCAAUUACAGAUACAUACAAGAUCAAAUGAUAAAAUCCACCAAGUUAACAAUACGUCCAUCCGAUAUACUGAAUUACCAAUUCGUGUAAGGACGCAAAUUUAUAAAGAACAGCUUGAACUGUGGAUUUCUGGAACACAUAAGGGGUACGAAGAAGACCAUUCAACAACUACCGAGACUUUACGGUCAAGUUGUCACAAAUAA